Messenger RNA from Penicillium daleae, 1389 nucleotides. Its product is annotated as FAD-binding oxidoreductase. The transcript has 2 exons. Lineage: Eukaryota; Fungi; Ascomycota; Eurotiomycetes; Eurotiales; Aspergillaceae. Gene Ontology annotation, cellular component: mitochondrion. The record is from RefSeq and is a predicted model, not a curated record. Bases 1 to 1389 code for a protein of 462 amino acids. Gene Ontology annotation, molecular function: FAD binding; D-lactate dehydrogenase (cytochrome) activity; D-lactate dehydrogenase (NAD+) activity. Gene Ontology annotation, biological process: lactate catabolic process.
AUGCUGAAGGCCGCUAAAGAAAUCCAAGGCGCCCUCGGCGAAGACGCUGUCAGUCUGGAUGACGACGACCUGGAAAGCCAUAGCUACUCUGAAGCAUCGACAUCCAAUACCCCCACCAGACCUGUUGCCGUAAUAAUGCCAUCAAGCACAGAACAAGUCUCUCUCAUCGCCAAAAUAUGCACCAAAUACAGAGUCCCCAUGAUCCCCUUCGGUGCCGGCUCCAGCGUCGAAGGUCAUUUCAGCGCCCCUUACUCCGGCUUCAGCAUUGACCUGUCCCGCAUGGACAAUAUCAUCGCCAUCCACGAUGAAGACAUGGACGUCGUCGUUCAGCCCGGCGUGAACUGGGUGAAUCUCAACGACACGCUUAAACCAACGGGUCUCUUCCUACCACUUGAUCCAAGUCCCACGGCGCAUAUUGGCGGUAUGGUUGCGACGAAUUGCAGUGGCACCAAUGCUAUGCGUUACGGAACGAUGAAAGACUGGGUUGUGAAUUUGACUGUGGUCCUGGCGGAUGGAACUGUUAUCAAGACCCGUCGUAGACCGCGGAAGACCUCGGCGGGUUAUAACCUGAACGGCCUGUUUACCGGUUCCGAAGGCACGUUGGGUAUUAUCACAGAAGUGACGCUGAAACUUGCCAUUGUGCCCUCGCAUUUUGGGGUGGCGACGACGGCGUUUCCCUCCGUUGCGGCGGCUACGACGGCGGCUACGUCGAUGAUUCGUGGGGGUGUUGCUCUCGCGGCGCUGGAAUUGAUGGAUGAUGUGCAAAUGCGGGUGAUUAACCAAACGGGUGGUACGGGUGGGAAAAUGUGGGCUGAGAAACCGACUCUUUUCAUCAAGUUCUCUGGCUCGGAGCGAGCAGUGGAAGAUAGUAUUGCAGCGGCCAAGGAGAUUGCGCUCGCACAUGAUGGAUCGAGCUUUGUCGCAUCGCUGGAUGAAAAGACCAUGACGGCGCUGUGGUCAGCGCGCAAGCAAGCCCUUUGGGCAAUUCUCUCUGUUCGUCCCGAAGGAACGCAAAUCUGGUCUACGGACGUUGCAGUCCCGCUGUCGAAUCUAGCCGAUAUCGUCGAGAAAUCCAAGUCUGACGCGUCCAAGCUCGGAUUGUUCUCGACUGUGCUGGGGCAUGUCGGCGAUGGGAAUUUCCAUCAAGCUGUCAUGUACAACCCUGAUAUUCCGGAGCAAGUGGAGGGCGUGAAGAAAUGCGUGGAUACUAUGGUUGUGCGUGCGUUGGAAAUGGACGGUACAGUCUCGGGGGAACAUGGUAUUGGACUGGGGAAGAAACAUUGUCUGGAGAAGGAGCUUGGACCGGUCACUAUUGAUGUGAUGAGGACUUUGAAGAGGAGCUUGGAUCCGCAUUGGUUGCUGAAUCCUGGAAAGAUCUUGGAUGCUUGA